Messenger RNA from Lycium barbarum (goji berry), 1327 nucleotides. Its product is annotated as oxoglutarate-dependent flavonoid 7-O-demethylase 1-like. Lineage: Eukaryota; Viridiplantae; Streptophyta; Magnoliopsida; Solanales; Solanaceae. Bases 78 to 1154 code for a protein of 358 amino acids. The record is from RefSeq and is a predicted model, not a curated record. The transcript has 4 exons.
CACACAUCUCUGUACAGACAUUUGCUAUCUAAAACAAGUUCUCUUAGAGGAAGCCGAAAAAAAAACCUCACUUAUAGAUGGAAGAAGCAAGCUCGAUAAAGCUAGGUAGCUCUUUGAAAGUUCCUAGCGUCCGAGAGCUGGCAAAACAAGAACGAGCAGCCGUUCCGCCGCGAUAUGUUCGUGAUGAUAUCGAAAAGACAUCCUCUUCCAUAUUAUUGCCUCAAGUUCCAGUUAUUGACAUGGAAAAACUGCUGGAAAUUGGAGAUGAUGAUUCAGAGCUUGAGAGGCUUCAUCUUGCUUGCAAAGAAUGGGGAUUUUUCCAGGUGGUGAAUCAUGGGGUGAGUUCAUCAUUGGUGGAGAAAGUGAAGUCCGAAAUCCAAGCAUUUUUCGAUCUACCAUUGGAAGAGAAGAAGAAGUUUGAGCAACAAGGAGAUAUUGAAGGAUUCGGGCAAGCCUUUGUUUUCUCUGAAGAGCAAAAGUUAGACUGGGGUGACUUGUUUUACAUGAUCACUCUCCCUACCAAUUUGAGAAAACCUCACUUAUUUCCUAAGCUCCCUGUCUCACUUAGGGACAUAAUGGAAGCACACUGCAAAGAAUUCAAGAACCUAGCAAUAAGCAUCCUGGGUCAAUUGGCAAAGGCUUUAAGGAUGGAUGAAAAGGAAAUGAGAGAUUUAUCCAGUGAUGGUAUGCAGAUAAUAAGGAUGAAUUAUUAUCCACCUUGCCCUGAGCCACACAAAACCAUUGGCAUAAGUCCCCAUUCUGAUGCUGAUGCUCUCACCAUCCUUCUCCAAUUGAAUGAAACUGAAGGUCUUCAAGUUCGAAAAGACGGUAUCUGGUUGCCUGUAAAACCCCUCCCAAAUGCUUUCAUUGUGAACGUUGGUGAUAUGAUGGAGAUAUUGAGUAAUGGUGUUUAUAGAAGCAUUGAGCACAGAGCAGUAAACUCAAACACAAAGAGGCUGUCUCUUGCAACAUUCUAUGUCUUUAACCUCGACUCUGAAUUGGGACCUGCAUACAGCCUCAUUGGACCAAAUAAUCCUCCCAUUUUCCGAAGAGUUCCCGUACAAAAAUAUUUGCAGGAUUUUCUUGCACGAAAACUUGAUGGAAAAUCGUUCAUUGAUCGCAUGAAGGUAGAGACAGAAGAUGACGAAUCCUAGGUAGCAUUUGAUACUCUACUUGGGUAUUACCUGAUUUAUAUCCGGUGAAAUUAAAUUUUGUAUAAGUUACUCUUGCUAUUGUAAUUUCAAGUUUCAAUAUUUGAUGACGGUAAUAAAGAAGAAAAACAGGGUACUGUUCUAUGUUCUACUAUAUUAUGAUGGUUAUUAUCUUA